AUGGCUACCAAUUCAAUCUAUCCUACAUUUUGUCUCCCUGACGAUCCGGCCAGUAUCUCUAUUUACCAGAGCGAUGUUGACACAUCGGAUAAACUCAUUGCUACUAUUUUUAAAGACAACGGCUUGUUCCAAGAACAUAUUUCAACCACGCUACUUCCAAGAUUGCGCAUCAUCUCCAUAAACUCCACGUCAUCGAUCAAGCCACUCCAAAUCUCAGAGGAUGCUCUUCAGAAGCUCAAGAACACCUAUAAUAUUGGCGAUGAAUUAUUGGACUUGAUUUCGACAUUCGGAGAUAAACCCAUGAGUGCAGCUGUAGGUGAAGGGGCAAUGAAAGUCCAAAGUGGUGAGAAUGGCAUUCAAGAUAUCUCUUACAGACUCACGUUCCCAACGCCAGUGGGAGCCCACGAUUGGACUAUGCGUCAAAUAGGUGUUUUCCACCGCCAUGAUCCUAAUGAUCUUCAAAAUCUCUGGAUCUUCUUUCAUGUCGGCCCUAAUACACCUAUGCAGAAAGAAAUUGAGCAAUAUGCCUCACUGUCCCAACAGGGGCUACGCUCAGAUCAUGCGUGGCUCACACUUCACUCUUCUGUUUUCUCUUCUUGUCUGCAUAAUUGGCGGUCCUAUGUUAAAUGUCUAGGCCAUGAUGUGGACAGACACACUGAUCGAUCCCUGGACUUUAUCUUAAGAAACAUCGAUCAUUUUUUAACUGCCGGAGGUGACAGCAACUUGACAGCGAUUCACAACACACGCGACCUUCUCCUACCCACAUCAUACAGAUUAAGAGUGAUAUUGGACACCCUUAUAAGACUCGGUCAUCUGAGCAGUGUUUUGGCCUCACAGCAUGACGGCGCAGAUAAUGGCUUUCAAAAACUUGCCACGUGCAUGGCAUACCACAAGGAUCGUCUGGAGGGGCUUGUUGUUGGCGUAGACGUAUUGAAGGAAAAGAUCAAAGAUAUUUUGAACAUGACUACACUAGGAUUGGAUUUCAGAAUGAGUAGCCAGAUGCUUGACCUCAACAAUCGGAUGGUUGAAUUAAACAACCGCAUGCUCAAUGCCAAUGAACAGCUGCUCCAAAUUGGAACCAAAAAUUUCGACGACAAUGCAACGGUCAAGGUAGUCACCAUCUUGACGCUUAUAUACUUGCCUGCAAGCCUUGUGUCGACUUUUUUCGGGAUGAAUUUGUUCAAGUUUGACAACGGGACAACUGAAGAACUCAAAAUAUCUAGGCAAUUUUGGAUCUUUGUUGUUGCUACAAUCAUCUUGGCAAUCAUUACAAUCAGCACAUGGUAUCUAUGGACCCACAAAGAGCAGGUUAGAAGGCGGAAGUUCCGUCUGCUGAAGCGCUGGCCAGCGCAGGAUGCCGAGAAGAUGCAAAGUCAGACUUGA
This is a messenger RNA of Penicillium robsamsonii, 1383 nucleotides long. RefSeq lists its product as uncharacterized. Gene Ontology annotation, biological process: metal ion transport; transmembrane transport. The transcript is spliced from 7 exons. Gene Ontology annotation, molecular function: metal ion transmembrane transporter activity. Bases 1 to 1383 code for a protein of 460 amino acids. The record is from RefSeq and is a predicted model, not a curated record. NCBI's taxonomy places the organism in Eukaryota, Fungi, Ascomycota, Eurotiomycetes, Eurotiales, Aspergillaceae. Gene Ontology annotation, cellular component: membrane.